AGAGUUCUAUAAAUUCAUCUCCACCCCUUUCACAACUCUUGCAUGUUCACCCCAAUUCUUCUCCUUCUCACUCCUCUCUUUCUCUCUCAGCCCACCCCAAUCUUCAAAUUCAGCCAAACCAAGAGGUGGGCUUCACUCAAAAACCUUCUCUUUUAAUCAAAUUGCACACCUUUGCCCUCAUAAAAACUCCAAUUCUACCCCAAUACUUAAAAACUCCUUUGUUUUCAUCCCCUGUUUUUCCUUUUCUUUCCCCACAUUUUGUUGUGAAGAUUUAACCAAAUUAAAACAUGUCCACAACUGUAGCUGACUUGGGUGGCUGGAGCUUCCUCCAAGCUCUAACCAACAAUUCUCACACUGCCAAUUAUGGCACAAAAAUUGAGAAACUAUAUGUUGACCCUCUUGUUAAGCGGUGCUCUUUGAGGCUAAGUGAAAAAAGCCUUGAAAUGUGCACUGAAAGCUUAGGUAGUGAGACAGGUAGUAGCGUUAUCAUCACUGAAACCAACAAAGAUCAUGAAAUUUCUUUGAUUUCACUCGUUAGUACUGAAAAUAAUGGUCCCAAGAAGCAGAAAAUUUCGAAAUUUAGUGAGCCUAAGAAGCAGAGUAAGCAUCAUUGUAGGAGUUUCCCACCACCCUUGACAUCUAUUAGUGGCUCAAGUGGCGUUCAUGUUAGGCCUCACAGAGAAGCUGGCCGCCUUGUUCUUGAAGCUGUGCCUGCCCCUUCUUGUAAUAGCUUGUUCCAUGCUGUGCGUGGUGAUGGCAGGCUUAGGCUUCAGUUGGUCCAUAAUGAUCAAGAAACUACUGAGGAAGAUGAGGAAGAGUCUGAGCAAGUUCUUGAAGAAGAAGAAGAAGAAGAAGAACAAGAAGAAGAAGAAGAAGAAGUGGAGGUUCAAAUUCAAGCUGCUGACAAAGAAGUAGUAGAAGAGGUCGAAACUGAAGAAGCUGGAGAAGAAGAAGAAGAAGAAGAAGAAGGAAGAAUUGGUGAAGAGGGUGACCGGUAUACUGAAAUUUUGGAUGAUAAAGAUUUUGGGAAGCUUCCACAGCCAAGAAGGUGCAAGGAAAGUGGGCGCGGCGACAGAUCGGAAACUUGGCUGCCAUUCUGGAUUUCUACUUUCUCUGUUUAAGUAAUUAUUCAAUAUUUUCGGAAGAAGCAUUGGCUCAUUGUGGCUCCAGAGUAUUGAAUAAUUUUGUCUAAUUAACAAGGAAAAAAAUCAAUUUGAUUAUCAUUGAUUUUGUACUUAUUUUUCCUUGUUAUCUUAUCUAAUUUUUCUUGGCUACAUUUUCCUUUGUAAUUUUAACAUUUUAGCUGUUAUGUAUAUGGUUAUGAUUUCUCGUA
Molecule: messenger RNA, 1333 nt
Organism: Quercus lobata
Lineage: Eukaryota; Viridiplantae; Streptophyta; Magnoliopsida; Fagales; Fagaceae
Product: protein FANTASTIC FOUR 1-like
Exons: 1
Coding region: 288-1121 (277 amino acids)
Source: RefSeq, a predicted model, not a curated record